GUUUGUGUGACUUUUAUAGUGUGCUGUUUAUUUUUUAAAAUAAAAAAACAGAAAAUCGUAAUUGAGAAUAAGGACUUCCUGCUGCUGUAAUGCAGUGCUGGAGAAAGAGAGAGAGAGAGAGAGAGAGAGAGAGAGAGAGAGAGAGAGAGAGAGAGAGAGAGAGAGAGAGAGAGAGAGAGAGAGAGAAUCGGGGGAUGGGUUGUGGCGCAGUUUAGAAUAAAUCGAAAGUAAGGUGUAUUUCCUCCUUUAGAAGAGGAGAGAAGAUCUACAGAGGUUCGAAUUAUCUCGGAGAUCUUGGCAGCAUCUUGAGUAUCCUCCUUCAUGAUGGAGCCUCAUCACUCCAUAUCUCGGAGUGAAUCUCCUGUCAUAAAUGAUGAAGGAGAACGCCCACUACGUAACCCUCUGCUUAGACACGCAUCAGAACCCGUUUACAGUACUCUAGGAUUUGAUUUUACUGGAAGUUGCACUGCUCCACAGGUCAGUGCUGGGAGUCGUGUUAUAUUCCUGCAGCCCACAGACGGCAUUAGGAAUGGUGCAGUAUACUCACGUUUAUCUGCUCCAUGGGGCUGUGUGACUCUGAAGACCACAUCCCUUCAAGCUCUACAGCCUACUUUUAGUACUGGAGGAGAAAAUCCAGAGCACAGCAACAGCUGUCAGAAAAACCAUCAACCCCCUAAUAUCCGUACUGCAGGAGAACAUCCAGAGCACAGCUAUUGGAACGAAUCCCCAGACCUUCAAAUCCCUAAUUUCUGUACUGGAGAAAAACAUGCAGAACUCAGCGAUUCGGACGCAUCCCCAGACUUUUCCUGCCCUAACUUCCGUACAGGAGUGAAACAUGCAGAACUUAGCUAUGAGAAAAAAUACACAAACUUUCUACACUCUUACUUCUGUACUGGAGAAAAACAUGCAGAUCUCAGCGAUUCGGACACAUCCCCAGACUUUUCCCGUCCUAACUUCCGUACUGGAAAGAAACAUGCAGAACUUAGCUAUCAGAAAAAAUCCAGAUACUUUCUACACCCUUACUUCCGUACUGGAGAAAAACAUGCAAAUCUCAGCAAAUUGAAAACAUCCCCAGACUUUCCUCGCCCUAACUUCUGUACUAGAAAUAGCAUGAUCUUAAGCUAUAAACUCCUUGCCUUCAGUGCUGGAGAAACGACAAAGGCAGAAAAGGCAGAUGUGAGCAAUCAGGCACAGAAAGAGUAACUGAUCGAAUUUUGUAUAUUUUAAUUGCUGCCAAUUUGGUAUUGGUGAUAAUGUUGUUAUCAUAUUACUAUUAAGCACUGUUAACCAUGAUUGUAUGUGACUUUUUAUUAAUAACAUAUAAAGGCAAGGAAAGGCAAGUUUAUUUGAAUUGCACCUUUCAUACAAAAUGGUUAUUCAAAGUGCUUUAGAAAUGAGAAAAUACAAAGAGGAGUCAAAAUAUAAAAACAUGUAACAAUAAAAAUGGAAAUAAAAGAAUAACAUAAGAAUAAAGCAUGGAUAAAAAUAUGAUUCAAACAUUACUAAAACAAAGAGAAAAAAAAGAUUACAUCUAGCAUUAAAUAGCGCUAAUUUAAUGAAAAACAAUUAUAAUUUAAUGAAUAUAAGAAGACUGUUCCGAGAAGGAUGGGUCUGUGAGGUCUGGUUCCUCCCUGCGUUUUCUUUUCCAGCUCUGAGGGAGUUUUUCCUUGCCUCUGUCACUCAUUGUAAUGUCAUUUCAUUUAAUUUCGAAUCAAAUCAAAUUUAUAUAGCGAUGGUGAUGUGUCAGAACUGCCAUACAGAAAUCUGGUAGAAAAACAAAGAAUCAAACAAAACAGAAAACAGACUCUGCUACCAGAUUUUUGAAUAGUGACUUUGCCACAGCAUCACCCCUGUAUAAAUUUGAUUUGUUUGAUUUAAAAUGAAAUUAAAUGAAAUGAAAUUAAAUGGCAUUUAGUGAUUUGACCACGGCUUAAGUGUCAAGACUUGUUACUUGCAAAUUAGUGAAUGGUUCCCACCACUGGUGGGUAGAUUUAUAAAACGUUAUUCUGAAUAUAAUAAAUUCAAUCACUGAUAUGAUUAUCCUGAUAGCUAAACGACUCAGUUUAAUUAGUGUUCAUCUUUUUAUCACUAAUGCAUUAAAACAACGUUAAUCUACAUUUAAACGUUUACUGUCUGCAUUAAACUUUACUUUUAAGCAGUAAUGUAUGUACUGUAAUACCUGCUAUACCUGCCUGUAAUACUUACCUUAAUUAUCUGUAUGUGUAUAAGAAUGUUAAUGUACUGGGGGAAGGCUCAUGGAGGAGGCUAUAGGGCCCACAUCUUAUUCUGGUGGGGUGUUUAGUCUCAAAUACUUACCUGUACUAAUUUUAAUCCAGUGUUUUUCAUUUAAAUUGUUUGGUUUUCUUUUUUUUAGUCUUUUUAUAUUUUUUCACUGCAAAUAAAUAAAUCAUGUUGUUUAAACAGGG
Molecule: messenger RNA, 2426 nt
Organism: Astyanax mexicanus (Mexican tetra)
Lineage: Eukaryota; Metazoa; Chordata; Actinopteri; Characiformes; Acestrorhamphidae
Exons: 5
Coding region: 322-1203 (293 amino acids)
Source: RefSeq, a predicted model, not a curated record